UGGUAACAGAACUGAAUCUACAUUUAAACAUGUUUGCAGUAAAAAGAAUUUUCAGUAGAAUACAAAUUCCUUUAUAUAGACCUUACACCAUAAAUUCUAAGCUAAUUGAAGUUACACAUGAAGAUGAUACAGGUAUUGCUACAGUAUCAAUGGCAUGCCCACCUGUAAAUAGUUUGAAUAGGGAACUCUUAAAUACUUUAAACACAUCUCUAAAGAAUAUACAAAAUCAAAAGUGUAAAGGUGUUAUAUUGUCAUCUUCAUUACCAAAUGUAUUCUCAGCAGGCCUUGACAUAAUGGAAAUGUAUGAUAGGAAUGAAAAGCAACUAACUGAAUAUUGGCAUACAUUGCAAGAUACAUGGUUAACUUUAUAUAAUUUGCAAAUACCAAUAGCUGCUGCCAUUAAUGGUUCCAGUCCAGCUGGGGGAUGCUUAUUAGCACUUUCCUGUGAGUAUAGAGUUUUAGUUGAAGGAAAACAUACCAUAGGACUAAACGAAACAAAAUUAGGAAUUGUUGCUCCAGAGUGGUUUAGAAAUCUUUACAUUGAAACAAUCGGUUAUAGAAAAGCUGAAAUAGCACUUUUACGAGGAACUCUAUUCCAUCCAAAAGAGGCACUAGAAAUCGGACUUGUAGAUGAAUUAGCUUCUGAUAAAGCCAAUGCAAUCAAAAAAUGUCAAGAUUAUAUUAACAGUUUUAAAAGUAUACCUUCUAAAGGUCGACUAAAAACAAAAAUGGAAUUAAGAAAACGUAAUUCACUUUGGUUGAAAGUAAAUAGAGGCAUGGAUCUAAAUGAAUUUGUAACAUUUGCUCAAUUACCAGAAGUACAAGCUGGUUUAAAAUUAUAUAUUGAAUCUUUAAAGAAAAAAUAA
This is a messenger RNA of Habropoda laboriosa, 866 nucleotides long. Its product is annotated as enoyl-CoA delta isomerase 1, mitochondrial-like. The record is from RefSeq and is a predicted model, not a curated record. Gene Ontology annotation, cellular component: mitochondrion. Gene Ontology annotation, molecular function: enoyl-CoA hydratase activity. The coding region runs from base 30 to 866 and encodes 278 amino acids. NCBI's taxonomy places the organism in Eukaryota, Metazoa, Arthropoda, Insecta, Hymenoptera, Apidae. The transcript has 5 exons. Gene Ontology annotation, biological process: fatty acid beta-oxidation.